Magallana angulata is the source of this 1002-nucleotide messenger RNA. RefSeq names its product glutathione S-transferase 1-like. Gene Ontology annotation, molecular function: glutathione transferase activity. The coding region runs from base 171 to 788 and encodes 205 amino acids. The transcript has 5 exons. The record is from RefSeq and is a predicted model, not a curated record. NCBI's taxonomy places the organism in Eukaryota, Metazoa, Mollusca, Bivalvia, Ostreida, Ostreidae. Gene Ontology annotation, biological process: glutathione metabolic process.
UAAGAUGAAAGUCAAACAAUUACUCGUCUGGUACAAUCUGGGGACAAGGAUAAACUCAGAAAUAAGUCAAUUGACUGUUGCGAAACUAUACGUGCAAAUAAAAGUUCUUUUUAAAAGGCCAUUUCGACCCAACGUUAAUUCUGUCGAACCUUGAAGCUUGGAGACUCAGGAUGCCAAAAUACGUGUACCACUACUUUGACAUACGAGGCCGGGGGGAGCCGGGGCGUAUGCUGUUUGCAAUGGCCGGGAUACCUUUUCAGGAUCAAAGGAUACCCCAAUCAGACUGGCCACAGUAUAAAGCUAAGACACCGAGUGGUUCUUUGCCGUAUUUGGAAAUCGAUGGAGAAAUUAUGACCCAGAGCUUGGUCAUUUUUCGACAUUUGGCGAGGUGUUUUGGCUUGGAUGGAGAGAACCUUCUUGACAAAGCAAAAGUGGAUGAAAUUAUAGAGUACCUGGCAGAGAUGAAAGAAUCUAUAUUCAGUUGUUUUCUGGGUCCACAAGACGAGGAAUCGCAGAAAAAACUGAAGGAAAAGAUGGCAGAAAGCGUUAAUAAAACUUGUACCCAGAUAGAGAGAAUCAUAGCCUCAAAUAAAAGUGCAGAGGGGUGGGCAGUGGGUAAAAGGCUUACCUUUGCAGACAUUUUCAUUUUCGAGGCCUUUUCUAUCGUUUUGCCAGCGCAGCCGAACAUCUUGGAUAAAUUUCCCAAGAUCCAAACUGCCCGACGGAAGAUGGAGUCUCAUAGCUUGAUGAAAAAGUAUCUCAGUCAGCGGAAGGAAACGCCUUUUUAAAGACGUGCCAAUUAUGACGAUGUAAAAAUAUGAAUUAAUUAAGUAUGGAAACGAUAUGUAAUGCGUUUGUAUCUUUAAACAGUACCGGGUAUUACUGGAACAAUGCAAUAAUUUACUUGCAAUGCAAGUAUAAAUCUUGGACUUUCGAACUAUGGACCUUAUUUUACAUUUUAUGUACAUUACAAGUUGUUUUAUUAAUAAAUAUGGAUUCGCA